Messenger RNA from Mesorhabditis spiculigera, 585 nucleotides. The record is from the annotation of a GenBank genome assembly. NCBI's taxonomy places the organism in Eukaryota, Metazoa, Nematoda, Chromadorea, Rhabditida, Rhabditidae.
AUGGCACAGUCUUUUCUGCCCAUGUUUUUGAAGCAGCACUUUGCAAUGCCGAUUCAUCAGAACGGCUUCUUCACGAUGCUGCCAUUUUGCACGCAGUUGAUCUCGAAGAAUUUGCUCAGCCCAUUCGCUGAUCGGCUGAAGCAGAAGGGAGUGAAUCCGACGACAGUUGGGCGGAGUUUUCAGGCCAUUAGUGCGAUCGGAAGCUCAAUUUCUCUAUUGGUACUAGCACUUCUACCCUCCGAUAUCGACCGUUUAUUCUUGGUGCCCUUUCUGCUGAUCUUUGGCAUUACGCUAUCCUGUGCCCUUCCCGGCCACUUCACUUCAAUUCUCACGAUGGCGCCGGAUUACACGGGAACACUGUCGUCGAUAUGCUCAAUUUUCGGGGCUCUCGGCAACCUAUCGGGACCCUGGCUGUUAUCGAUUGCCAAUUAUACGGAUAUCGGCCAAAAAUGGCUGCUUCUAUUCUCAAUCACUUCCAUCGCUCAACUAUCGGCGGGCGCGCUUUUUAUUUUCCACGGGUCUGCCGAGAUCCAACCUUGGGCCAAGAAGAGCGAGUAUCGAACUGCCCUGGAGAGGGACGCGAAA